AUGGCGGAGGCUAUCGGUGUUGGAGCAUCGGUCGUCGCAUUCAUCGGUCUAGCCGGCCAAGUUGCGCAAGGAUGCCAAUACAUCAGGACCCUCCUGGACGAUAUCAAAGAUGCUUCUGAAGACGUCCAGUCGUUACGCACGGAGGUGAAAAUAUUCCAGUUGACAUUAGAAACAUUCAGGAAUACGCUCCAAGAGCUUGCAGAUUCGGGGGUUGCAGUAGAGGCGGAUGCCCACGCACUCGCCACGAGGCUCGCUCUCUCCUACAGUGAGGAAGCCCUUGAGCUGUUGCAAGGGCUACUUGCUAAGACUAAGGAUACUGGACGUAUAUGGAGCAAAGUUCGAUUCGCAAGUGGGAAGAGCAAAUAUGCCAAACAUGUCUCUCGGAUAGAAAGGGCGAAGGGCUACAUUGAAGCGGCUCACGCGGGCAUUCUCCUAUCUUUACAGCAUCAGCAGGCACUCAAUGCCAGAGCAACUCAUCGAAGCUUGAGUGCUCUCACCUCGAAUAUCGAUACUACAACAGCGACCAUCUCCACACUCCCCCUCCGAUUCGAUGAAGUCAGCUCAGUCACAAAAGAUACAGUAUCUCAGCUGAGAUGCGAAUUCUCUCAGAGAUUACAUGAUCUCUCGACUGGCAUUAAUGCAAUUCUUCUGUCGAAUUUCACUGCCUUCACUACCAUCAUCUCCGAAACGCACAGCAGAGUUGAGGAAGUCCAUCACACAGCUCAAGCUACACAGUCAGCUGUUCAAGACUUGAGAUCAGUAUCUGAAGGUAUGCGAUGGCUGCCCAUGAGAAUGGGAGAAGUUGUGAAAGAGGCAUUUCGGGACGUGCUUGUGCAAUUUUAUGAGGACAGAAGAACAUUGGAUGGUCAGACUUUUGGACAGCAAGAUACUGCUGGAAUAUAUCAUCUAGCUUCUCGCGGUCGGUCAACUCGUAGGAUCGUGUCCCAACACACUUCCACACGCACCUAUAUACGAGCUGUCGGUAUUAUCACUGUCCACUCCAUAACAACGACAUUUUGCGAACGCGAGAGCCCUGGGACAGACGAUCGCAUCACAUCAACAGUGACUCACUAA
This is a messenger RNA of Glarea lozoyensis ATCC 20868, 1074 nucleotides long. RefSeq lists its product as uncharacterized. The record is from RefSeq and is a predicted model, not a curated record. The coding region runs from base 1 to 1074 and encodes 357 amino acids. Lineage: Eukaryota; Fungi; Ascomycota; Leotiomycetes; Helotiales; Helotiaceae. The transcript is spliced from 2 exons.